Molecule: messenger RNA, 1016 nt
Organism: Drosophila pseudoobscura
Lineage: Eukaryota; Metazoa; Arthropoda; Insecta; Diptera; Drosophilidae
Product: lysozyme P
Exons: 1
Coding region: 401-856 (151 amino acids)
Molecular function (GO): lysozyme activity
Source: RefSeq, a predicted model, not a curated record
CGAUCUAGAUGGGGGAAACAAAAGAAUUUAUUGAAAGUGAAACUGGGCCCCGUCGAUCAGGCGGCAGAUGCUCUCGGCUUAAAUGGCACACAAUUCCCACUCCAUAUUUUACCGAAAACAGGCUGGAUCGCUCGCUGGUGCUCGAGAAUUGAAAGUCCAACCCAAAUGUAACACUGAUCAGCCGGAUUCGGGGAGCCGCAUCACAUUGGAUGUGCCUAUGCCAUGCAGAUCUUAGCCCACUUUGCCGUCCAGUGUUCAUGAUUUAUGCUCGAGUGUGGGCCCCCUUCAGAGCUGUCAGAGUGAGUGGCCCAAGCGCCUAAGUAAUCAUUCAGAACGCGCUGUGGGGCUAUAAAAGCCUGGUCGCCAGCCCAGAGGGGCCCACAGUUCAUGCAGAUUGAAGAUGAAGGUGCUGUGGCUGCUGGGGCUAUUGGUUUCGUGGCUAUCAUCGUUGGCCAGCGCCCGCCAGGUGGGAAGGUGCAGCCUGGCCCGCCAGCUCUAUCGGUAUGGUGUGCCCUACGGCGAGCUGCCCGACUGGCUCUGCCUCGUGGAGGGCGAGAGCUCCUUCAACAGCAAAGCCAUCAAUCCCUCCAAUGUGGAUGGCUCUGUGGACUGGGGUCUCUUCCAGAUCAACGAUAGAUACUGGUGCAAGCCAGCGGACGGUCGCCCCUCCACGGAUCUCUGUCGUCUGCCCUGCCGUCUGCUGCUCAGCGACGACAUCAGGUACUCCAUUGCUUGCGCCAAGUACAUCAGACGCCAGCAGGGCUUUUCCGCAUGGGUGGCAUGGAAUAACCGCUGCCAGGGAAUCAAGCCGAAUGUGAACCAUUGCUUCAGAAGAAGAUACAGGAACUCGGGAUGACAUUGAUAAUAACAUAUAUGUAUGUACAUAUGUGAUAAAAGACAGAAAUUACCAUAGAAUUUAGUCAGUUUUUACAGAAAAUGUACCCACAAAUUGGAUUUCUGAUAAAAAAAAGCAUAUAACUAAUUUUUAGAAGAUAUUUUUAUGCGCCAAAAAUUGA